AUGACCUAUGACCUGGCCAGUGCCAUGGUGCGAAUAGUCAAUCUUAUCGGGAUGAUGCUGCUGCUGUGUCACUGGGACGGCUGCCUGCAGUUCCUGGUGCCCAUGCUGCAGGACUUCCCCGCUGACUGCUGGGUGUCCAAAAAUAAAAUGGUGAAUGACACAUGGGGACAGCAGUACUCCUACGCACUUUUCAAAGCUAUGAGCCACAUGUUGUGUAUUGGGUACGGCAUGUACCCCCCAGUAGGCAUGACAGACGUCUGGCUGACCAUCCUCAGCAUGAUCGUGGGUGCUACCUGUUAUGCCAUGUUUGUGGGCCAUGCCACUGCACUUAUCCAGUCUCUGGACUCAUCUCGACGACAGUACCAGGAGAAGUACAAACAGGUUGAGCAGUACAUGUCCUUCCACAAACUGCCGGCUGACAUGAGACAAAGAAUUCACGAUUACUAUGAGCACCGUUACCAGGGCAAGAUGUUUGAUGAAGAGAGCAUCUUGGGAGAACUGAACGAGCCAUUACGAGAGGAAAUAAUCAACUUUAACUGUCGAAAACUGGUGGCGUCAAUGCCUCUCUUUGCUAAUGCCGACCCCAACUUUGUGACCUCCAUGCUCACCAAGCUGAAGUUUGAGGUGUUCCAGCCUGGCGAUUACAUCAUCAGGGAGGGCACGAUUGGCAAGAAAAUGUACUUCAUACAACAUGGAGUUGUCAGCGUACUAACCAAAGGGAAUAAAGAGACCAAGCUUUCAGAUGGCUCCUACUUUGGGGAGAUUUGUUUGCUGACACGGGGCAGAAGGACAGCCAGCGUUCGAGCCGACACAUACUGCCGUUUGUACUCACUUUCUGUGGACAACUUCAAUGAAGUCCUGGAAGAGUAUCCUAUGAUGAGACGGGCUUUUGAAACCGUUGCUCUGGACAGGCUGGACCGCAUCGGCAAGAAGAACUCCAUCCUGCAGCACAAGGUUCAACACGAUCUCAGCUCUGGUGUACUCAACUACCAGGAGAAUGAGAUCAUUCAGCAGAUUGUGCAACAUGACAGGGACAUGGCCCACUGUGCCCACCUCAUGCAGAACAUCCCACCACAGACUCCUCCCUCACCUACCCCCGUUAUCUGGGCACCCCUCAUCCAGGCACCUCUCCAGGCUGCUGCUGCUACCACCUCGGUUGCCAUUGCACUGACACACCAUCCCCAUCUUCCACCAACGCUCUUCAGACCUCCAGUUUCUGUUUUGGGUUCCCUAAAAGACCCAACAACUCAACUUAGGAAGUUCCAGUCAUUUGUUCCGUCCUCCACAGCACCUGGUUCUUCUGGGAACUCUCCUUCUAGCACUCCCUCGAAGCUGCACUCUGGUGUGGACAUGCCAUUGCUGGCUGCUUUUCGAGCUCAGCACAUGACAUCAGUUUCUGGGCCAACAAGCUCUUCUCAACAUGCCUCAGAUAAUGCAGAACAUUCUGGACCUAAUGGGGAUGGGUCUCGAUCUAGUGAAGGAGGCACUAGUGUCUUUCCCUUCGGACCAUUCUCAUCCUCUGGCUCACCUUCUUCUAGCACAGCCCAACUUCACCCACAACCACAACAUCAUAAGCCCUUUCGAUCUAGCUCCCCACCCCUUUCUAAUCUCUUCCACCAAGAAUCUGUAAGUGGGAGUACAGGGUCAGGACUAAGUGGAGGAACAGUUGGAGCCUGUGGUGGUGCAACAGGCUGGUCCUCAGGUGGAGCAGUUGGAGGUGGGACAUCUAGUGGAUCAGUGGUUGGUAAUACCUGUGGUUUAAUUACAACUGGACUUAAUAAUUCCUCCUUUUGUCAAAGUCCUUUAUCUACCAGUUCAUCCAGCCAUCUGUCUGGUCAGACUCUUCAUAAUCAACCUCAUCCCAAGCCUCCUCAAAUGGUACCUUUGCAGCAGUUUACUGGAGGAAGCAGGACUACCAGUGGCAUAAACCUCUUCCAGUCCCCCUCACAAAGUUCCCCAACCUAUAGUAGAGGAACACAUAUUCAACAGCCUUCAGAGGGCUCCCCUUCUUCCACAAGUCAUUUUAACCUGGCAGGCUUGCAGUCUGGUUGCUUGCCCCAGCACAUGUCAUUAGAAAAGUCUGCAUUGGCUUCCCUAGCCCAGUAUGGCUCAGCAAACGCCUCUCCCUGCCUUACCCCGAUGGCACGCAGUCCCACUGUUCAAAGUCCAGUAGCAAGCAGGACCUUUCACUACAGUGAACCUUCAAGUGUUUCGGGAUCCCAUAGUUCUCUGCUCAUGCCUCAGUCCCCUCUCCUUCCACAGCUUCCCAGCCAGCCCCAAACAGGAAGAGAAUCUCCCCUGGGGCCCUUUUCUGAGGACCUAAACGUUUUAUCCAGUUCACACCCAUCUCUUCCCCUGGAGGUGGCCCAAGCCUUAGGUCACCAAACUCAUUGCUCCUCUGUGGAAUAUUACCCCUCACCAUUUUCUUCACCUACUCUUGUGCCCAAACCAUAUAGCUCAAUACCAGAACGCAUGACUCCUCCAAUACCGGAAUCUCCGGGACACUCUCAUCAGACUCAGUCCCCUAAAGCUUCACCGGCGCUGCCUCCACAGAGGGGCUCUGGUGCCUACUUGUCAGAUUUAGAACCUCAAACAACUCGUUCUAAACUUCCUUCAAACUUGUGAGAAUUGAUCACACCCUCCUGUGCUGCCCUGAAAUAACAAAACAAAAACAAAAAACACCAAGUAUCUUCAUUUUUUAUAUUUUUAUGUCCUAAUACUUCACUGUGGUCUACCAUUCAUU
Messenger RNA from Nematolebias whitei (Rio pearlfish), 2743 nucleotides. Its product is annotated as potassium/sodium hyperpolarization-activated cyclic nucleotide-gated channel 4-like. Gene Ontology annotation, biological process: transmembrane transport; monoatomic ion transport. Lineage: Eukaryota; Metazoa; Chordata; Actinopteri; Cyprinodontiformes; Rivulidae. Bases 1 to 2625 code for a protein of 874 amino acids. The record is from RefSeq and is a predicted model, not a curated record. Gene Ontology annotation, molecular function: monoatomic ion channel activity. The transcript has 8 exons. Gene Ontology annotation, cellular component: membrane.